UGGCGGGUAAACAGAUUUGUAUUUUUUCAAGUGUUUUUGAACUAAUUUUGUUCAUAAUGAAGCUUGAAUUAUCCUUCCUUCCACCUUAACUACARCUGAACUACUUCUACAAGGCUGUCGCAUUGAAAAAAGCUGGAAAACUUUCUAGGAACGAGACAAAAUGAGCAUUUUGGGCCGACGUUCGUUGGAAGUGUAUGACCGAUGACAGACGUCAGGAACGAAAACUUGCUCAGAAAUUUUAUAAUGUAGUAAUGGAAGACCUGAAGUCUAGAGUYCUAACGUUUAUUGAAGAAAACCAAAGUUUUGAGGGAAUUUUAUCAGAGACAUAUAAUGAAGGUAAAGCAUCUCCAGAUAGUUUACAGCUUGGAUUCAAAGAGGAUUCUGGUUCAGCUGACGAUUGUGUACAUGUGUUGAAAAACCAGGCCAAAAGGGCUUCCUGUGCAUUGGACCUCUUGGCUGCCGAGUCCUUGGCUAAAGGAUUGGUUAAAGAAGUCUUGACUGGUUGCCAUGGAAAUGGUCAGCAGUUCCUUGACCAGAAGCAAAAUGCUGUUGUUUCYACCAUCAUAAAGAUAAUCAAGAUCCUUCUAUCAGAGAAGUCUUUUAACAGAGUCCACUUUGCCAAGUGUCUUUCCUCAGAAAACAAACAAGAGGGCCAGAUUCUUCCUAUAGAAGUGUUCUGGAGACUCCACACCUGUCACAUCUUGUCCUUCAACACAUAUCUCGCCUGCUGUUCCUCUAAUCCAUUAUCAUGCCAGGCAAUAACCAAAGGUUUGAUAGAUAUCUGCAAUGCUACAUCACUCUCACAACAAGAAAAAGAGAAACAAGAAAGCAUGCUGUCAGUACUUCUUGCUGUUAUUGUACCAUUGGGAUACAAAGAGAAGGAUAAAGAUAAGGAACCAAAGAGAACGAACCUAGAGAAGAUUGCAGAGGAUAUACUUCAAARUGUGAUAGAUGGCUGCAGCAAACCAAGCAUCUCAGCUGAUCAUACCACAGAAGAGGCUAACAGCAUUGUAUAUGCAUCAUCCUCAUGGUGA
Actinia tenebrosa (Australian red waratah sea anemone) is the source of this 1034-nucleotide messenger RNA. Its product is annotated as Fanconi anemia group A protein homolog. Gene Ontology annotation, cellular component: Fanconi anaemia nuclear complex. Lineage: Eukaryota; Metazoa; Cnidaria; Anthozoa; Actiniaria; Actiniidae. Gene Ontology annotation, biological process: interstrand cross-link repair. The record is from RefSeq and is a predicted model, not a curated record.